UAAGUAUGACAUUUUUAAAACUCAAUCAGGGUUGUAUAUUUGUUAUCAUCAUUCUAGCAGUAUCAUGCACUGCUCAUACAAGAAAUGAAACUUCAGUAUAUUGGACCAUACAUGGAAGUGUUCACUUAGGAAAUACAACAAUUCUUCACUGUAGGAUUGACAGGAAAUUUAAUGUAUGUGAGAAUGAUUCACAUAUUAGGCGAUGGACAAGAUAUCAAAAUCAAACUAUAUUAACAUUUAAAGAAAGUUCGUCAAACGAAACCAAAUAUAAAGGGAAGGCCAACAAACAUUGCACAACUUACUCUCUCCAUAUUCAUAAUUUUGGACCAAGUGAUUUUGGAGUUUAUACCUGUAGUUUUGGUCUUCAUAGCAAAGAAUUCCGAUUAGAAAGAAGCAGCUUUAAAAGUAAUCAAUCAAAGAAAAAUAUAAUUGUUCAUAUGUUAUGCUCAAAUAACCAUCUUGAAUUGGAAGUGGAGAUGCAAGAGACAUUUCCAAUACCAAAGUGUUACUCCAAUAUAACGAAUAAUUCUGAAAAGAAAAACCGUAUAAUACAUACACAUAUAACAGGCGUUCAGAAUGCUACAAAAGACAAGAUAAAAUUUCAAUUAAAGGAUCACAGUUGCUCUGGUGUCAUACAUACAUUUUGUUUAUUUGAUAAAACGAAAGUAAAAGUAUUCAACAGAACUUAUAACUGCUGUACAGAUACGCACUUCUCUUUGAUACUGAUUGUUCCAAUUGGUUGUGCGAUAAUCAUUUCAUUCGCAGUUACCAUGGUUACCGUAUAUUUGUUCAAAAAGAAAAAAAUAGGCUUUUGUCGAAAAGCAAUAUCAAGCUAUGAGCAUUCGUCCAAUCCAUGUGAAAUGCUACAAUUGUGUGGUGCACGUAAAGAGUAAAAACAAAAAAUGGAUAUUGUGACCUCAGAUACUGCAAAUCUUGUGUAACAAAUAUCUAGACGUUGAUAUAUUCAUAUUGAGCUAAACUCGAUGUAGUGUAAGUGUAGUUUACACUUAAACUAAACUCAAUUACGUUCCCAAUGAUACAAAUCAAUGUUUACAUAAAGUUUAAAACAGGUUUUGACUACACGCAGUCGAUAGUCAAUGUAGAUAUUGUGUUAUGAAUAAAGGGAAUCAUAGUAAUUCUGUAAUUCUGGUUGGAUGUUGUUUUAUGUUUAAUCGUUUGUGGUUUUAUUUCUAUUUUUAUUUGUUAUAUGUAUAUCUAUGUAAAAGUAAAGAUAUAAAUUACCUAGUUCAUUUA
Mytilus californianus (California mussel) is the source of this 1254-nucleotide messenger RNA. RefSeq lists its product as uncharacterized. NCBI's taxonomy places the organism in Eukaryota, Metazoa, Mollusca, Bivalvia, Mytilida, Mytilidae. The coding region runs from base 6 to 893 and encodes 295 amino acids. The transcript has 6 exons. The record is from RefSeq and is a predicted model, not a curated record.